AUGGGCCUGAACGAUAUAAAAUUCCCCAAAUUUGACUUGUCGACCAAGAGAGGACACAGCAGCUCCUUAUCAGAAUCCAAGUCUUCGACAAUUUCCGACGUACGGGCACCUCGUGAGACUCCAAAAUGGAUGCGAAUUACCGGAGUGGAUAUUCACCUGGCCUCUAUCAAUGAGCAAGCAGCCGAACUUCUCAAGACAAAUAAACAUAUGCGCAUACAACUCAAUGAAGCUCAACGUCUACGCGCCUUGAAAGAGCGCUCACUGGAUCCCAGCGAGCGAGAGUGGAUUGACGGGACUCUCCAAGAUAUCGAGGACACAUCUCGUGAAGUGGCCAUUUUCCUAGAGCCCACUCGUGUUGAAACCGAAACUGGAGGUGGGAGAAUCAGUUUAGGGAGGCGGAUAAAAUGGGUCUAUCGCGACAACCAAAGAGCCCGAGAUAAGACCAAUCGACUUUUGGCCUGUAACACAAGUCUUAUUGCGGUCCUGACGCAUCUUCAGCGAGUUGAGGUUGGUGAGCGGCCCAUUUCAUACGAACUCCCAGCCAAUAUACCAGCAAAGUUUGCUAUAAAUAGCUCAGCCAGUCUCCAUGAGUCAAACAGUGGAAUGAGUUCCAGUGAAAUCAAUAAUUUGGAAAGAGUUUCAAAGUGGUCGCCGAGUACAAGAUCUUUGAACCACGAAAUGCAAGAUAUGUUAGCCUGGCAGCUUUCUAAAGGAGCACAUUUACAGUGA
Molecule: messenger RNA, 729 nt
Organism: Penicillium taxi
Lineage: Eukaryota; Fungi; Ascomycota; Eurotiomycetes; Eurotiales; Aspergillaceae
Exons: 1
Coding region: 1-729 (242 amino acids)
Source: RefSeq, a predicted model, not a curated record